Letharia columbiana is the source of this 1710-nucleotide messenger RNA. RefSeq lists its product as uncharacterized. Gene Ontology annotation, cellular component: mitochondrion. The transcript is spliced from 3 exons. The coding region runs from base 1 to 1710 and encodes 569 amino acids. The record is from RefSeq and is a predicted model, not a curated record. NCBI's taxonomy places the organism in Eukaryota, Fungi, Ascomycota, Lecanoromycetes, Lecanorales, Parmeliaceae. Gene Ontology annotation, molecular function: malonate-semialdehyde dehydrogenase (acetylating, [NAD(P)+]) activity; methylmalonate-semialdehyde dehydrogenase (acylating, NAD+) activity. Gene Ontology annotation, biological process: thymine catabolic process; L-valine catabolic process.
AUGGUCUCUCAGCGGGUAUUGGUGCGCACAACUGCAGCCUUGAAAACUCGGGCAUCCACAUGCCUCUAUGCAAACCCUCCGCCUAGAUUGCCUACAUGUGUAACAGCCCGCAGACGGCUACAUGCCUCCAGCAAUCGCCUCCAAGCCUCCCCGGCUACUGCUAUAGGAGCAGCAGAUACAUAUCCUACGAAUCAUGAGCAAAUUAAGUUGCCGGGCAACACGCCAUAUUUUCUAGACAACAAAUUCGUCGACUCAAAGACUGAAUCCUGGAUCGAUCUCUACGAUCCAGCAACAAACAAUCUUGUUACCCGAGUCCCCCAGAGCACGGAUGAAGAACUUAAUGCAGCUAUCGAAAGUGCGAAGAAAGCAUUUCCAGCAUGGAAGGCUACAAGUCUACUUCACAAGCAGCAGAUCAUGUUCAAGUUCGUGGCGCUCAUACGGCAGCAUUGGGAUAGGCUCGCGGCGAGUAUCACAUUGGAACAAGGAAAGACAUUUGCAGAUGCAAAGGGUGAUGUUCUCAGGGGCUUGCAAGUUGCUGAGACAGCCUGCGGGAUCACAACGCAAUUGACGGGGGAAGUGCUUGAAGUAGCAAAGGAUAUGGAGACGAGGAACUACAGAGAGCCCAUUGGGGUGGUGGCUGCUAUAUGUCCUUUCAACUUCCCAGCUAUGAUACCAUUGUGGUCAAUCCCCAUCGCUACUAUUACAGGCAACACUCUCAUCCUUAAACCAUCAGAGCGCGACCCUGGAGCAGCAAUGAUCUUAGCUGAGCUUGCUCGGGAAGCUGGCUACCCAGAUGGAGUAAUCAACAUCGUCCACGGAUCUGCCAAGACUGUAGACUUCAUAAUCGACGAGCCAGCUAUCAAAGCCAUCAGUUUUGUCGGCAGCAAUAAAGCGGGCGAAUACAUUUUUAGUCGUGGCUCUGCCAAAGGCAAGCGGGUUCAAGCCAAUCUUGGAGCAAAGAAUCAUGCGGCUGUUUUACCUGACGCGAACAAAAAUCAAGCGUUAAAUGCGAUAGCAGGGGCUGCCUUUGGUGCUGCUGGCCAGCGAUGCAUGGCAUUGAGUGCGGUUGUCAUGGUUGGUGAGACGAAAGAUUGGCUUCCUGAGGUCGCCGAGAGAGCCAAGGAGCUCAACGUCAAUGGCGGCUUCGAAGAGGGCGCAGACUUGGGUCCUCUUAUCAGCCCCCAGGCGAGAGAACGGAUCGAAAGCAUCAUCACGAGUGCCGAGGAGGAAGGAGCAACCAUUCUUUUAGAUGGGAGAGGCUAUAAGCCGGAGAAAUAUCCACAUGGCAAUUGGAUUGGACCCACCGUUAUAGCCAAUGUGAAGCCCCACAUGAAAUGCUACACAGAAGAGAUCUUCGGGCCCGUCCUCGUCUGCCUGAACGUUGACACCAUGGAUGAUGCAAUUGAUACGAUCAAUGCCAACGAGUACGGCAAUGGCGUAGCCAUUUUCACUCGAAGCGGCAGCUCAGCUGCCCGCUUUCAAAAGGACAUUGAAGCCGGCCAAGUUGGAAUCAAUGUUCCUAUUCCUGUACCGUUACCCAUGUUCUCGUUCACUGGAAACAAGAAGAGUGUGGCUGGCGGAGGUGCGAAUACGUUCUACGGGAAAUCCGGGUUAAACUUCUACACGCAGACGAAGACUGUGACUAGUCUGUGGAGGAGCGAGGAUGCUGUUGCAGCGAAGGCAAAUGUAGAGAUGCCUACUCACAACUAG